UUUCUGAUUCCAUCGUCUUCCCAGCUGUCUUGAAAGCCCCUUCCCACCAACACUCUCUCUCUCUCUCACUCUGUGAAAGUCUACAUUUCACAAGGCACUUUAUCCACAUCCAAAGCCCCCCUUUUCUUUUCUCUCUUGAUGCAACAAAAUCCCCGCAAAAAGCCUCUCAGAGAAGACACAAAAUCAAAGCGAAAGUAAGAGAGAAGGAGAAAAAGUGGCAGUCCAGAGAGACAAAACAGAGCAAAAAUCGUUUUCUCUGACUACCUUACUUUCCAUUCAAUUGAUUUCAUGGGUUGCUCUGCUUCUCGUUCCCAUACCAUUCUCACUAGACCCACCGAAGAUCACCAAAAACCAUUCUCAAACUCUCCUUAUUCACAAUCGCCAUGCUCAUAUUCAUAUUCAGACUCUUCUUCAACCCCAGUCUCUAGAACUCUCUCCCUUCCAACCCCUCUCGUCCUCCACCCACCUCUCCGCAAAGGAGAUACCAAUCACUUGGUCUCUCUCACAUCCACCACCUACGGCUCUCUCAUCCUCAUCGACCCAAUUCCGAACCCUAAUUUCAACGGCCAAGAUGGCUCCAAUUCGUUGACCCACAUCGCAAAAACCCAAAUUCCAAAAGACCCAAUUGAUCCAUCUUCCCCAGACUCCGUUAUCAACACCUGGGAGCUCAUGGAAGGCCUCGAUGACUGGGAUUUUGAUAUUAUUCAGCCACCCAUUGAGUCCCCAAGAAAACCCAAUUUGUAUCCGAAAUCAGAUUCUAAUGGGUCUAUCAACAAAGAUUCGGAUGUUAUUGACAUGGUGAAAUCUUUUGAGAUUGUGGAACACUCGGAUUCAAAGCCAUUGUGGAAGCAUUUAUCGGAGGAGUCAUUGCUCGCAAAAAUGGACCCAAAUGUGGUUUUAAGUUAUAGAAAGGCAUUAUCUUCAAGGCAAUUAGGGGUUGAACAAUUCAAAGAUGUAAAGCCCAAAGUAAUUAGGCCAAUAGGACCUAAUUCUAUGAGCUCUUUGUCAUCUAGCAGUGAAAAAUUCUAUUUAAAGGGGACUGAAGACAGAAUUGUGCUGUAUCAUACUAGUUUAAGAGGAAUUAGAAAGACUUUUGAAGAUUGCGGUGCGGUUAGGAUGAUCUUUAGGGGCUUUAGGGUAUUUGUGGAUGAAAGGGACAUAUCUAUGGAUUCAAUGUAUAGGAAUGAAUUGCAGAGUGUAUUGGGAGGGAAGGCUGUGAGUUUGCCACAGGUGUUUAUUAGAGGGAAGCAUAUUGGGGGUGUGGAUGAGAUUAAUCAACUUCAUGAGGUUGGACAGUUGGCAAAGCUUUUAGAAGGAUUCCCAGCUCAAGAUCCAGGGAUUGUUUGUGACAGUUGUGGGGAUGCAAGGUUUGUGCCGUGCCUAAUUUGUAAUGGAAGUCGAAAAGUGUUUGAGGAAGAGGAAAGGAAAGUAAGGAGGUGCUCGGAUUGCAAUGAGAACGGAUUGAUUCGGUGCCCAAAUUGCUGCUCUUGAAUGCUGCAAUGCUGCCAAUAAAUUAUGAUGUAUGUUUUGCUGUAUGUUAUGAGCAAUUCUACUACUAAUGCAGUAUAUAUCUCCUUGUUUAGGAUAUUGUGUUGAGACUUGUUUCUUUUGUGCUGUCUAUAUUGUGUAGCUUUUGGUUAUUCUUAGUUCAUUGUCUCUCUGAACUGAACUACCACUAAAAUAAAAAGGUGGCAUUAUCUGCUUGUGAUGUGAAACCUGCCAAACAUAACGAGAUCCAACAAUGAAAUGGAACUUAUUGAUGAAUCUUUAUGGGUCUCCACGAACUUCCUUGAGUUCUUGCCUCUUGAAUAAGUCCGUUGAGUAUAUCUUUUAACUUCCUUGUUUGUGCUCUUGUAAUCGGCCCAAUUGCGACUUGAUCUAGAUCCCUUGAAGUUGUGUUAUGAUUUGCAUCAGCUUGUUACUCAAUUCACAGGGAAGCUUGUGAGUUGUUGAUGGAAGUUUGAUUGUUGUGCAUUGUAGUUUCUAAGUUCGAAUUGUUACUCCUUUUCUGGUACAUGCUUG
Molecule: messenger RNA, 2022 nt
Organism: Ilex paraguariensis (yerba mate)
Lineage: Eukaryota; Viridiplantae; Streptophyta; Magnoliopsida; Aquifoliales; Aquifoliaceae
Source: the annotation of a GenBank genome assembly